Molecule: messenger RNA, 345 nt
Organism: Arachis duranensis
Lineage: Eukaryota; Viridiplantae; Streptophyta; Magnoliopsida; Fabales; Fabaceae
Product: heavy metal-associated isoprenylated plant protein 47-like
Exons: 2
Coding region: 1-345 (114 amino acids)
Molecular function (GO): metal ion binding
Source: RefSeq, a predicted model, not a curated record
AUGCAAUUGGAUUGUGACAAAUGCAGAAGCAAGGCACUCAAACUUGCAUCUCAAGAAAAAGGUGUAAGCUCAGUGGCAUUGGAAGGUGAUGAUAGAGACCAAUUGGUGGUGACUGGAAAAGUUGAUGCUGUGUGUUUGGUUAAGGUUCUUCGGAAGAAGUUUAAAUGUGUAAACCUCGUGAGUGUCCAAGAACUGAAGGAGAAAGAUGAUAACAAACGCAAGCAACAUAAUAAUAAUUGUGUUUGCUAUUACACUACUCUUUCUGCUCCACCAUCUGCUCCUUAUUGCUACUAUCCGGUUUAUUAUAAUUCUGAUCCAUCUCCCCAUAAUUGUUCCAUCAUGUGA